CUUAUAUUUAUUUAAUGUACGUGAUAAUGAUUAGUGACAGAAACUAUUUUCAUAAAUUAUAUAUUAAUAUGCUUUUUGCUUAGAGUUAUGACUAUACAUUUUUUCGCAUAAGAUCUACUGUCAAUUAAAGCAUUAAUUAUAGCAUAAGAUCAACUCAUUGCACGAAAAGUAUUGUAUGUAUUUUAUUUAUUUGUAUAUUUUAAUGCCCUAACUGAUCGUAGACAACCUACAUUAUACAUUCCUUUUCGUACUUACGUAUGUAAAUAUUAUAAUAAAAUUAAAAUAUAACAGCAAUAAAAAUAUAAUUAUGGCUUAAUAUUACGUGUUGGGCUGUAUAAUACGUAAAACAUAACAUAAAUUUCACACAAGUAAAGGUGUAAUAAAUGCAAUAAUGGCCGUAAACAAUAAAAUAAAAUUGUAUACUAUUACUUUACAAUUAACUUAUAUUAUUUAAUUAUUAUCGUUAAAUCACGAAUAAAUAUAUUCGUGACAGCCUCUAUAGCAUUAAAAAAAUUAAUAUACUUUUUGUGACUGUCUGUUUAUGGCCGGUUUUGUAAUAUAUGAAAAAAUCAUGACUUAAGAAUAUUUUUACUCCCUAGGAAGGCAUAAAAUAAAAUAUAUAUUUCACAGUGUGUAACAUAUGUAUUCUGUUUUUAAUAUACAAAUUGUUAAAAUGUUAAUUUUUCAGCUUGGCGAUUGAUAACUCUGCUCUUUAGCGGUAAAAGGACUCGAUAAAAAUUAUUAUAACUACCAAACAGUACGUAUUUGACCAAAAAAAUUAGCAGUUCUAAUUUAUAUUACUUAGGUACUUAUAAAUUUCAACUUCUUAAACAUGAAUCUAAAAGGUUUUGCGACAAAAAUACAUUAUCUAAAAUAAAUUUACAUUAUAAUCCAGGCAAUUUUAAAAAGUUUCGCUUUUCAAUUUUUGAUAAUAGGCUUGUAUGAUAUUCUUGCUCUACACAAAAUGUCAAAAAUCCUCAUCAAUCUGAGUGCUCAAAAGUGUAUUUUUGCUUAUAACAGGAUUAAAAAUAUGUUUUAAACCAUUCAACCUUGGCUUAAUUAUUUUUUCUACUAUGUAUAAUGUUAUAACGUCACAUCUCAUAUAUAUUAAGAACAAUAAAAUAUUUACACAAGCUGAGAUUCUAAUUAUUUAUUCGUAUUUAACUGACACAAGACAUAAAACUUUAAUAUCCUUAAUAAAUACAAUUACUUUAAAAAUACUUUGAGAUAAUAGCUAUGUAUAGGAUAAAUAUAUAGGUGUAUAUUACGUAUAAAAAUUUUCACUGGCAAUAAUGGCAAAUUUUUUUAUGGCAUCAGUUUUCGUUCAAAAAAUUAACUCUCAUCUUGUUACCUACAUAAAUAUUAUAAUUAAAAGUCUACAUAGUUUUUUUCACUGGGUUCAGUUUUUAGGGUUCCGUACCUCAAAAGUAAAGAAGGAAUAAGUACUUAUAGGAUCCUUUGCUGUCCGUUUAUCUGUUGUCGAGACAAUUUUUCUCGCGGACGCGUGGAGGUGUUAACUAAAAAAAUCAAAAUAAAAUAUCAAAUACUUGAAUCUUGGAGCUGUCCAAAAUCAAGCUUGAGUCAAUGCAAUAAAAAGAUACGCAUUAUAUUAUGACUCUAGCAAAUAAAUCUUCCCAUUGAUCUAGAAUCAUGACAUUUGGCAAGAAGCAAAGUCUCACCGGACAAGUAAAGUAAAAAUACUAAAAUCGUUAAUUCAGUAUUUUAGUCACACAAAAAUAUUUUUUGCGAUUACAAAUGUCAAUUUGUAGUUUGAGAUGAUAGUUUUAAACAAUAAAAUAAUCACACGCAUCUUUCCAAGGCACGGAACCCUCGGUGCGCGACUCCGACUCGCAUCUGGCCGUUUUUUUUAUUACUCUCAAAAACAUGUCGAUCAUUAGUCUAUUAAUUAGGUAUAUUAUGAUAGAGCUGACACUCGGUUCUACACAAUUCUUGAAAGGUCUAAAAGUAGUACUAACAUCGCGUUUAGACUCAGGUCUAAAUCAUGUUUUCUACAUAAUAUAGUAUGACCAUAUUUUGUUUACACUUGAAUAUCAAUUUUAAAAAUAAAUCUUGGGUUCUGUCCAGAAUAAAAUCAUCCUUGUUUUGUGUAUAUUUGAUAGAUCUCCUAGAACUACGUGCACGGCGCAACCUGCUUACGAAAUCGUUCGGUAAUUGCGGAUAUAAUUGCGGGAAAAAACAAGUGAUCUCUGGUGUGAUCUCUCUUAUAAUAAAACUUAUAAAAACUUAUAUUUUUUUUAAGCUUUCUCUACUAUUGUGCUAACAAAAGAGACAGACAAAAUAUGUCUGAAACAAAGACAAUACAAGUUUCAUAUUUGACAAGUAAAUAAAACUAGUAGGACAAUUUGUUAGUGUAAACUAGAGCUUACAUUAUUAUAAUGUAAAUAACGGGUACAUACCACGAUUAACACGAUGAUUUUGUUUGGUCGUUAUUUCGACCCAGUUGCAUGAGUCCUGCUCACGACGGGACUGCAGUGCUGCGAGAGAUGACGUUCGAGCUGUCAUGGGCAGUAACGAACUACGGCCAGAAAUCAGAUUGCUGCACAAUGUCGAACGUAAAAAUCAAAGUAAUAAGUCGAAAUCCAGAGGACUAUUUACGAGCUACAAAAAGGGAUAUACAUAAACUACCUAGAAAUUAUGAUCCAAGUCUCCAUCCAUUAGAAGGACCACGUGAGUACGUGAGAGCUUUGAAUGCAGUUAAACUGGAAAGAGUAUUUGCCAAGCCUUUUAUAGGCAAUUUGGAUGGUCAUUCUGAUGGUGUAUCGAGUUUGGCCAAACAUCCAAGUAGAUUGGCAGUGUUGGCGAGUGGCGCAUUUGAUGGCGAAAUAAGAUUAUGGGACUUGGCUAGUAGGAAGUGCACUAGACAUUUCACAGCUCAUGAAGGUUGGGUCCGCUCUUUAUGUUUCACUCCAGAUGGCAAACAUUUUACGAGUGUUGGUGAUGACAAAACCAUUAAAACUUGGAAAUCAGCAGUCCUAGAUGAGGAAGAUGGAGAACCUACAAAUACACUUUUGAGUAUGUCUGUUGUGUCAGGUAUCACACACCACAGGUCUAAGCCUAUAUUUGCAACCUGCGGUGAACAAUGUCAAUUAUGGGAAAGUACAAGGAGUGAACCUGUUAAAGUAUUCAAAUGGGGAGUGGAUAGCCUUCAUCAUGUGGCUUUCAAUCAGGUGGAAACCAACCUACUAGCAUCAUGUGCGAGCGACAGAAGCAUCAUACUGUAUGAUUUUCGUGAGUCUGGACCUUUAAGGAAAGUUGUAAUGGAACUGAGAUCUAAUGCUCUCUCCUGGAACCCAAUGGAAGCAUUUAUAUUUACUGUAGCUAAUGAAGAUUAUAAUUUAUACACAUUUGAUGUAAGGAAAUUGAAACAACCAGUAAAUGUGCACAUGGACCACACAUCUGCCGUCAUAGAUGUAGAUUAUUCACCGACUGGCAGAGAAUUUGUUGCAGGAAGUUAUGAUAAAACAGUUAGAAUAUUUGAAAGUCUGAAAGGCCAUUCAAGAGAUGUGUACCACACUAAGAGAAUGCAAAGACUCACUUGUGUGAAGUGGUCUUUAGAUAAUAAGUACAUAUUGACUGGGUCUGAUGAAAUGAAUAUAAGAAUGUGGAAAGCUAGAGCAUCCGAAAAACUUGGUGUUCUCAAACCACGUGAACGCACAGCACUAAAUUAUGCGGAGGCCUUGAAAGAGAAGUUCAGCAGCCAUCCACAAAUUAAAAGAAUCGCACGUCAUAGGCACGUGCCUAAGCAUAUAAUGAACGCUCAAAAGGAGCUUAAAACUAUCAGGGAUAAGAACAGGCGUAAGGAUGCCAAUAGACGUACACACAGUAAACCUGGUGCUGUGCCAUUUGUUUCCGAACGCAAAAAGCAUGUUGUCAAAGAAGAUCAAUAAAACAAUAUUAUGUUACUAUAAAUAGAGUUUAAUACUUCUAUAAUCUAUAUUUUUAAUGAGAAGUUAUAAGUAACAAGGUUUUCACUGA
Maniola jurtina (meadow brown) is the source of this 3996-nucleotide messenger RNA. Its product is annotated as DDB1- and CUL4-associated factor 13. NCBI's taxonomy places the organism in Eukaryota, Metazoa, Arthropoda, Insecta, Lepidoptera, Nymphalidae. Gene Ontology annotation, biological process: maturation of SSU-rRNA from tricistronic rRNA transcript (SSU-rRNA, 5.8S rRNA, LSU-rRNA). The transcript is spliced from 6 exons. The coding region runs from base 2466 to 3908 and encodes 480 amino acids. Gene Ontology annotation, cellular component: nucleolus; small-subunit processome. Gene Ontology annotation, molecular function: protein binding. The record is from RefSeq and is a predicted model, not a curated record.